This is a messenger RNA of Aspergillus clavatus NRRL 1, 1650 nucleotides long. RefSeq names its product putative GTP binding protein. The record is from RefSeq and is a predicted model, not a curated record. NCBI's taxonomy places the organism in Eukaryota, Fungi, Ascomycota, Eurotiomycetes, Eurotiales, Aspergillaceae. Gene Ontology annotation, cellular component: nucleolus. Bases 1 to 1650 code for a protein of 549 amino acids. The transcript is spliced from 2 exons. Gene Ontology annotation, molecular function: GTP binding.
AUGUGUGUAAAUAAAUCUUCAGGCAAGAACUCCAAGCGGACGCCUGUCCGGCUCCGACACAAGAUCGAAAAGGCUUCCGCGGCGAAGCAACGGAAGGCGAGAAAGCUCGCGAAGCAGAAUCCCGAAUGGCGCUCCAAGGUCAAGAAGGACCCCGGUAUCCCCAACCUGUUCCCGUUCAAGGACAAGAUCCUCCAUGAGAUCGAAGAGAAGAAGAGAUUGAAGGCAGAGGAGCAGGAGCGCAUCAGGGAGGAGGCCCGCGCCCGCCGGGCGGCCGACAAGCAGCAGUCACAGUCUGGAGAAGCUGCUCCCCGUGCUAUGCUCGACGACGAGGAUAUUGAGCUUGAUGAUGAGGAUAUGGAUGGGGAUGAUUCGUCGAAUCCCAUGGCGGCGCUGCUUGCUUCUGCCCGUGCGCGCGCGGCCGAGUACGAGGACGAGCACGAUGAGGACGAGGAUGAGGAUGAUGAUGAAAUGGACGAGGAUGAUGAUGAUGACAUGGACGGUAUGGAUGAGGACGACGAAGAGGAGGGAGCGCUGGGUGAUGCUGUCCCCCAGCUCAUCUCACAGCCCAUCUCGAAGGAAAGCUCGCGGCGGGCGUUCGACAAGGUCUUCAAGCAGGUCGUCGAAGCUGCGGAUGUCAUCCUGUAUGUCCUUGAUGCUCGUGAUCCGGAGGGCACCCGGUCCAAGGAGGUCGAGCGUGAGGUGAUGGCAGCGGACGGAGGCUCUAAGCGAUUGAUUUUGAUCCUCAACAAGAUCGAUCUCGUUCCCCCUCCCGUGCUCAAGGCCUGGCUGCUGCAUCUGCGGCGGUCCUUCCCUACGCUGCCGCUCAAGGCUGCCAACAGCGCUGCCAAUGCGCACAGCUUCGACCACAAGCAGCUGACCGUCAAGGGCACAUCCGAGACGCUCUUCCGCGCCCUGAAGUCAUACUCCGCCAACAAGCAGCUGAAGCGGGCAAUCUCCGUCGGCAUCAUCGGUUACCCCAACGUCGGCAAGUCAUCCGUCAUCAAUGCUCUGAGCGCCCGUCUCAACAAGGGCUCCAGCAACGCUUGCCCGACCGGGGCCGAGGCCGGCGUGACCACGAGUCUGAGAAGCGUGAAGCUCGACAGCAAGAUCAAGCUCAUCGACUCGCCCGGCAUCGUCUUCCCCAACACCAGCGACAAGAAGAAGGGCAAGAAGAAGCAGGACGAGCAUGCCCGCCUUGUCCUCCUGAACGCCAUUCCUCCCAAGCAGAUCGCGGACCCGAUCCCCGCUGUCAACCUGCUCCUGAGACGCUUGUCGUCCUCCGAGCAGCUCAUGUCCAAGAUGCUCCAGCUCUACAACAUCCCCCCGCUCUUCCCGUCGGGCUCGGACCAAACCACCGACUUCCUGGUCCAGGUCGCCCGCAAGCGCGGUCGUCUGGGCAAGGGCGGCGUGCCCAAUCUCGAGAGUGCUGCGAUGACCGUGAUCAACGACUGGAGAGACGGCCGCAUUCAGGGCUGGGCUACGGCCCCCGUACAGCCUACAAUUGUGGCGACGGCCGAGGGAGCCUCCACGGCGGCGCCUGCUGGGUCGGGAGUUGACACGAAACAGAUCGUCACGGAAUGGGCUGCGGAGUUCAAGAUCGAGGGACUCUGGGGCAAUGGCGAGGGUGAGGAUGAGGAGAUGGCGGAGUAG